This is a messenger RNA of Paramisgurnus dabryanus, 639 nucleotides long. The record is from RefSeq and is a predicted model, not a curated record. Lineage: Eukaryota; Metazoa; Chordata; Actinopteri; Cypriniformes; Cobitidae.
AUGUUGUUACAUUUCCUAAAAGUACAUAAAAUAGAAUUUUCCAUCGCUUUGUUUUCGACUAACAGACCCACAAAUGGAUACAGCGACACCAAGUACAUUGUUUAUGGAAGCUGCCUCUUUGAGCUUUUUGAGACCUGUCCUGUGUGCCAACGAGUUUGUGAUGUCACCCCACUAAGACGUGGAACUUUCUUGGCCAUAGACCAACUGUGCCCGCACUGCCAGUACUCCAGAAAAUGGAAGAGCCAGCCUGUCUUUGGAAGCAACCCUGCAGGGAACUUGCAAUUGUCAGCUGCCAUAUAUUUUAGUGGUGCAUCUUUCAUUCAGCUUGAAAAGAUUUUCAAUGCGAUGCAUAUAGCGUUGUUUAAAUACGACACUUUUAGAAGACAUGCUCGGAUGUACCUGGAACCAACCAUUAUCCAUAAAUGGGGGAAGGACCAGGAGACACUUCUGCAGCGUCUGAGCCAACAUGACAAGGCCAUAAUUGGAGGUGAUAUGAGGGCGGACUCACCAGGACACUCUGCAACGUACGGAAGCUACAGUGUGAUGAACCUUUGGGAAAAAACGAUAAUUGAUAUUCAAUUGGUGCAGGUCAGUGUGAAGUGCACGAGAAUGAAAAUAUUGCUAGUGGCUAUUACUUGA